GGCGCAAGCAUUGACAGCAAGGGCAACGUUACGAGAAGUUACGACGUGAGAGCCGGAACUGCAAUCACUCACCAGACGUUAUGGCGCAUAGUAAAGUCGCCCUGCUUCUUGCCGUCGUGCUCGGCUCCGCGUUAAUUGAAUGCAAAAUAGUCCUGCCACACAAGCUCCGAUACCUCGAAAACAUGCUGAACGCGGACUUGCUAUCAAAGGCCACGAGGAUGCGACAGCGAACGGAGGGCACCUCCGCUGUCGAGAACAGAGCCUGGCCCGUCCUGGGUCUAGGCAAGUACCAGGAUGAGAAACCGAGCGGCCAUCCACCUUUGCCGCCAUUUCUCGUGAAUAACAUCGUUCAGCGGCGGAUGUCGAACCCCAAAAUCUAAUCUAUUUAAAUUCUAAGUUUAACCCAAGUCAGCAAGUAAGUACCUUAACAGCGAUAAAUACCUUCAUAUCUAGGAAAUCUUAUCUGUAGAUUAAAACAAGCUAAAAAAUGUUGUAUUCGUAGAUCGUUUUUUCUCGUGUUAUUAGAUGUAAUACGAAUAAAACGGUAUCGGUAGCUGUGUUCGACUAAAUUAGCAUACAGU
This is a messenger RNA of Cydia fagiglandana, 581 nucleotides long. RefSeq lists its product as uncharacterized. The record is from RefSeq and is a predicted model, not a curated record. Lineage: Eukaryota; Metazoa; Arthropoda; Insecta; Lepidoptera; Tortricidae. The coding region runs from base 81 to 380 and encodes 99 amino acids. The transcript has 2 exons.